AUGUGGGCACUUAACAAUGAAUUGGAAGCUGCAUCUACUAGAAAGGUUGGAGCUGAUGACUUGUUGAUUGUUGGGCCAGGGGUCCUCGGACGCAUCGUGGCUGAAAAAUGGCGGGAGACAUUAACGACUGAUCAUCAUGAUGAGCUAAUAAAGAUGGGGAUCAGUCCUUUUCUCAAGGGUGGAACCCAAGUAGCUUCCAAGUUUUCCCAAGUCAUCUUCUGUGCUCCUCCAUAUGGAACCGCCGAUUAUCCGGGUGAAGUCAGGGAAGCAACAUUAAGCUGGAAUGGUGAAGGUUCCUUCCUAUUUACUUCAAGCUCGGCCCCCUAUGACUGCAACGACAAUGGAGAUUGUGACGAGGACACUCCAGUAGUACCCAUUGGGAGGAGCCCUCGGACUGACAAUCUACUAAAGGCAGAGAAAGUAGUGCUCGAGGCUGGGGGUUGCGUUGUCAGACUAGCUGGACUUUACAUAUCCUUCCUUUUUCUUUCUAAUAACUCAGAUUGA
Molecule: messenger RNA, 504 nt
Organism: Striga hermonthica
Lineage: Eukaryota; Viridiplantae; Streptophyta; Magnoliopsida; Lamiales; Orobanchaceae
Source: the annotation of a GenBank genome assembly